CCACUUUGGAGUCGGAGAAAGUGACCACAACCACUGUGAAGAGAUGUCCAGUACGAAGAUUCUCACAGUAGCAGCACUGUCUGCUCUUGUCACAGCAACUCUUGUAGAAGGGUAUCAUUUGUACCAGAGCUCAAAAGAACCAGCGAAGAAGAUCUCCAAGAAGAAGAUCUCCAGUGAUGCGUACGAUGAAGAGCUCAUCAGAGAACAAUUGGCCAGAAACUAUGCCUUCCUCGGAGAAGAAGGUAUGGCGAAGGUUCGCAACCUGAACGUUGUUGUUGUUGGAUGCGGUGGUGUCGGCUCCUGGGUGUGUACCAUGCUUGUACGCUCUGGUGUUUCGAAACUAAGAAUCAUUGACUUUGACCAAGUGUCGCUGAGCUCCUUGAACAGACACGCUGUGGCCACGCUGGAGGACGUUGGUAUCCCGAAAGUUGAAUGCUUGAAGAAACACCUGUUGAAGAUUGCGCCGUGGUGUGAAAUCGAGGCCAUCAACCAGCUGUGGCACCUGCCACAGGCCGACUCACUCCUGUCUGGUGAGAACGUCUACGUCGUUGACUGUAUCGACAACAUCGAUACCAAGGUUGACUUGAUCGCAUAUGCCCAUAAGAGACAAAUGCCUAUUGUGUCGUCCAUGGGUGCUGCUUGUAAGAGUGAUCCAACAAGAAUAAACAUCAGUGACAUCUCUAAAUCUGAAGAGGAUCCAUUGGCCAAGUCUGUACGUCGCCGUCUCAAGAAGCUGGAUAUCACAACAGGCGUUCCAGUGGUGUUCAGUGCUGAAAAGCCGGAUCCUAGAAAGGCACAGCUUUUGCCAUUACCGGAGGAAGAGUUUGCAAAGGGUAAAGUUGAUGAACUGUCUGCUUUGAGGGAUUUCAGAGUUAGAAUACUUCCAGUCUUGGGGACAAUGCCAGCAAUGUUCGGGUUGACUAUCGUCACAUAUAUCCUUACAUCUGAAUCUGGCUAUCCAAUUGAACCAAUCGAAGGUAAGAAUAGAAUCAAGAUCUACGAUGGUAUAUUCCAAACGCUUGCUGGCCAACAGACACGUAUCGGUGAACCUGAUCAACGUGUGCCAAUCUCACUAAGAGAGGUGCCAUAUAUCUGUGAGGAGGUGUUCAGAGGUAAAUCACCAAUCUCUGGGUUCUCGACAAAGUUGACUCUCUCAAGAUGGGAUCCAUCAAAGCCAAUCAGUUUGACAAACGUUGUUAUCAUGACAAAAGAGGAACAAAAGAUCCACGAGGAGAAGGUUCUUAUUGGACGUCAACCACUGGACCAGGUAUACUCCAAAGAGGUUCUUGAACUCGUAGAAAAAAGAUUCAAAGAGGAAGAGUACUACGAACAAUUCAGAUGAGUUUCUUUGAAGGGAGGUAUCUAUCUUUGAUGAAGAUAAACAGGGUAUAAAAUCAGGACAUCAAAACAAUCACUAAGUAUAGAUUGAUGCACCAAGUGGUACUGUAGCCUGUUGACGAUACUGUUGCGUUUGGGAAGGAUCUUCUUGGAAAUAUUCAUGUAAUAGAGCACGUUUAGCACUUAUACGACCAGCUGGGUCGUAAACCAACAUCUGCUCCAAUAGAUCAACACCCGCAGGGUCCAACGUUGGCACGGUAUCUUGUAAGUUCUUCUUUGACCAUUUAGGGAAGGUUGGUUUGAAAUCCGGUAGAUAUGUAACGUCUGGCCAAACCUCCUCGGUCGGUGUACCUAGGAUUCUAAAGAUUCUAAAGAUCUGGUCAAUCUCGGAAUCACCUGCAA
This is a messenger RNA of Williopsis jadinii, 1740 nucleotides long. It is a transcript of the gene TCD2, whose product is annotated as tRNA threonylcarbamoyladenosine dehydratase. The transcript has a single exon. Gene Ontology annotation, molecular function: ubiquitin-like modifier activating enzyme activity; tRNA threonylcarbamoyladenosine dehydratase activity. Gene Ontology annotation, biological process: cyclic threonylcarbamoyladenosine biosynthetic process. Gene Ontology annotation, cellular component: mitochondrial outer membrane. The coding region runs from base 44 to 1342 and encodes 432 amino acids. The record is from RefSeq and is a predicted model, not a curated record. Lineage: Eukaryota; Fungi; Ascomycota; Saccharomycetes; Phaffomycetales; Wickerhamomycetaceae.